AUGGAAUCUCAGAAUUAUGAUGUUGAUUCAACAACAAAUGAUUGGAAUAAAAGUUCAUCCAAUGAUCAUUCAAUAAGACAUGAUCCAAAUGAAAUGCCAACCGUUAAUUCAACAAACCCUAACUAUCAUCCAGCAUCAACGACAAAUAAUCAUAGUUGGGAAAAAAAUAGCUCAACCAUUGAAACAAAUGUCGACAAGGCUAAAGAAGUCUUGAAAAAAGGUCCGCAACGUGCAGAAGAUAUAAUUACAAAAUCAAAAAGAGUUUUUCUACAAAACUGGGAACAAACUCGACAUUCAAUUAUUCAUUUACAAAAAAGAGUUAAAGAAAUGCUACCAAAACAAGCUACUAAUCUUAUCUAUUGGAAAAAUCCAGUUGAAUCUGGUGUUAUAUUUGGUCUUUUAUUAUCUGUAAUUAUAACAUUCAUGUUUUUAUCUUCGUUGGCUGCAAUAUCUUUCUGGUUGCUUGCAUUUCUUGUUAUUGUUGGUCUUUAUAAAUUAUAUAAUUAUGUUAUGGUUACAUUUGUUGGUGGAAUUCGUGAUGAUGUUUUUGAUUCAAUGUUUUCACCUAAUAUCCAUAUAUCUGAUAGACAAGCGCAAGCAUUGGCUGAUUACGUUUGUCAAAAUGGAACAAGUGUAUUACGACAAGCACGUAGUCUUUUCUUAUGGAAUAAUUUAACAAAUUCAAUAAUUUUUGGUCUUCUACUCUUCAUCUUCUUCUAUAUUGGUUUAUCAAUGAAUGCACUUACAUUUGCACUUGUUGGUUUGAUCUUUUUGUUUACUGUACCAAAAGUUUAUCAAGUUUAUCAAAUACCAAUUGAUAAUGUUGCUAAACAAGUUCUUAAUCAAAUUAAUCAACUAUUAGCACAAGUAACAACAAAAUUACCAUCGAAACAAAAGAAAGCAUAA
Messenger RNA from Rotaria socialis, 906 nucleotides. Lineage: Eukaryota; Metazoa; Rotifera; Eurotatoria; Philodinida; Philodinidae. The record is from the annotation of a GenBank genome assembly.